AGGGAGGAGGUGGCAGCGCCCCCUUGCGGCGUAACACGCAUUUCCGUGACGUCAAUUCAGCACUGGGAAGGAGACAGCUCCCUCCCCCCCAAAAAACCCAGCGCGCCUCACGUUGCAUGGGUCCCCGGUUAUUGAUAACACAAUUUACCCGCUGGGAUCUAUCCCAGUAACGUGAAACUCGUGGAUAUCGGCGCUGGAAAUACUAGAGACACCCCGGACCGAAAAAAACAACAACGAUCUGCUCAUUAUCGCCGGCAAAUAGAAAGCCGAGCCCACCCCUUCACUUGACAACGCGACAUCAACCAGGCAGAAAGGCUUUCUUCUCAUCUGUCCAUCCUCCAUCCACCCUGACCUGCUGUGUUGGGGAAACCCCUGAUGAGUGGGACCUGUAUCCAUGAGCCCCGUGCCCCUUCCCCCUCCCUGUCAGGCUUCAGUACCCCCAUCUCAGAACCUCCCUAUCGAAGACUCGAUGGAGACACCCCUGCCUGCACCCCUGAAACUGACCUGACCCCCACACAGUGUGUCCUUCGUAACGUAUUGUCCAUUGACACCGGCGGACAGGGAGUGCCCGGCGGAAGCAGCCCCACUCCCAGUGAUGGACCCUCAGCCCACUUUGACAACAGCGUGCUAAAACUACAUGAACAUGAGGCCUGCCAGUGUGGCGGCGGGGCCGAGGCGGGCCACAGUCCGGAGGCUGGCGCUGUUCGGAGCCAGUCGGAGAACAUUCGCCUACAAUCAGGAAGUGGAGGUUUUUUGGAGGGACUGUUUGGCUGCCUGAAACCAGUCUGGACCAUGAUUGGAAAGGCCUACUCCACUGAACACAAACAUAAUCACGAAGAGUCCUGGGAGGUUCCAUUUGAGGAAAUCUCUGACCUGCAGUGGGUGGGCAGUGGUGCACAGGGGGCCGUCUUCCUUGGCAAGUUCCACGGAGAAGAGGUGGCUGUGAAGAAAGUGCGGGACAUCAAAGAGACUGAGAUCAAACAUCUCCGCAAACUCAAGCAUCCCAACAUUAUUACUUUCAAGGGUGUAUGCACCCAGGCUCCCUGUUACUGUAUCUUGAUGGAAUACUGUGCUCAAGGGCAGCUGUAUGAGGUGCUGAGGGCAGGCCGUAAAAUCACACCUUCCCUCCUGGUUGACUGGUCCAUGGGCAUUGCAGGUGGCAUGAACUACCUACACCUCCACAAAAUCAUCCACAGAGACCUCAAGUCCCCCAACAUGCUGAUCACACAUGAUGACUUGGUGAAGAUCUCUGACUUUGGGACUUCAAAGGAGCUCAGUGACAAGAGCACCAAGAUGUCGUUUGCCGGCACUGUAGCCUGGAUGGCUCCUGAAGUUAUUCGGAAUGAGCCGGUGUCAGAAAAGGUGGACAUCUGGUCCUUUGGAGUGGUGCUCUGGGAAAUGCUUACAGGAGAGAUCCCUUAUAAAGAUGUCGACUCAUCUGCAAUCAUCUGGGGUGUGGGAAACAACAGCCUUCAGCUGCCCAUACCGGAGAGCUGUCCAGAUGGCUUCAAGAUCCUCCUCAGACAGUGCUGGAACUGUAAGCCCAGAAAUAGACCUUCUUUCCGCCAGAUCCUUCUUCAUCUGGAUAUAGCGUCAGCUGAUGUACUGUCGACUCCUCAAGAAACAUACUUCAAGUCUCAGGCUGAAUGGAGGGAAGAGGUGAAGCAGCACUUUGAGAAGAUUAAAUCUGAUGGCACUUGUCUCCACCGACUCGAUGAGGAGCUGAUCAACCGACGCCGAGAGGAGCUCAGGCAUGCUCUGGACAUUCGUGAGCAUUAUGAGAGAAAACUGGAGAGGGCUAACAACCUUUACAUGGAGCUCAGUGCUGUCAUGCUGCAGCUGGAGCUGAAAGAGAAAGAGUUGCAGAGGAGAGAACAGUCUUUGGAUAAGAAGUAUCCAGGCUUGUUCAAGCACCAUAGUUCCAGACAGAGCAGCUCCUCAAAUUCCAUGGACAAACUCAUCAAGAAGAGAAACGUCCCACAAAAACUUCCCUCGGGAAAGAGGCCAGACAUUCUUAAGUCUGAGGUAAUCAUUCCCAAAAUGGACUCCUCCGUAAUGCAAGUCACUAUUCCAGCCUGCCCUAACAGGAGCUCCACUUCUCCCAGCCGGUCUCGGAGGGUAAAGACCCGCCAUCGUAAGCCCGGUAAGGGCAGCAGUGGGGACCUGGCUGGACUUAAAGCCAAUCAAUCCUCCCCUAACCGGGACACAACUGCCCAAGUUAACAGUUCUACCACUAACACCUCGAAGCAGCUCCUGGAGCCUUCCGCAGCCCUGCGGGGCCUCAGUCACGAGCAGCAGCAGAGGCAGCUAUCCUCCUCCAGCCCUGACCUCAUCUGCACCACGCUAGAGGCAGACAGCCAAGGAAAAGGGGAGCCCUCUGUGGGUGGGCUGGAGAGAGGAGGGAGCCUUAGUGCCUCUGCCGGUUUAGGGGGUCAGAGGGAGGCGGCCGGUCUGGACGAUCUCACAGAAACCCCCCCACGCAGUGACACUCCCAGCGAGGAUGCCGCAUCGUUCCCGUUCUCCAGCAGCCCGGACUCACCGUGUGGGAGGGGGGCGGCAGCAGGACGGGGCUCUCUGGGAUCUCCACGCCUUCCUCACGACGGGGAAGAUAAAGAGGAGGGAGCAGGUGUUGUGAGGCUGCCCCGGGGAGCAUCAGGUGGAAUCGGGAGUCAGCACCUCACACCUUCAGCCAUUCUGUACAGGGCAGCUAUCACACGCAAACAGAGGCGUGGAGUGUCAUCAGAAGAGGAGGAGGGUGAAGUUGACAGUGAGGUUGAGUUACCACGGAGACGACGCCCGACCAGCAUUACCAAGUGCCAGUCGGUGUCUACAUUCAGUUCAGAAAAUCUGUCUGUAUCGGACGGUGAAGAGGGCCACACAACUGACCACUCUCACAGCGGUACUCCCGAUGUUGUCAGCACUAACACCGACGACAGGUUGGAUGACCGCAGCGACGACCUCCUCUCUCAGGGGUCGGAAAUCCCUGUGGACAACACCGACCCUGCCCAGGCUUCUGAUGGCCUGUCGGAGAGAGACGGAGCUCUGGGCCAGGCCAAGGCUCAGCUGGAUGCCGGGCAGAAUCCUAAUGAGAGUCGAGCCUUGUGCGAUGAUUCUGACUGCGACAGUGCUGAGCUGGAUCAGUCGGGUAGUGGCGAGCUCAGCCGUCCUCCCAGUGCCGGAGCGUGGGCGCCGCCAUCUCAACCUUAUCAGGGGUCUCCACAGGCUCCCCAUACAGGACCUCCAUAGAUCACUGGACACUAGGAAAGAUCCAGCUACUCUACAGUGAGCAACCAUCACAGGCGUACACCGGUCUGUCAGUGCAGUACAUUACUGUUGUCAUGAGGGAUCACACCUACUACACCACUCAGACUAUGACAAGUUGACUUAUGGUGUCUCAUAAGUUUGUUGGCUGGCAAACCUGCACCAGAUGACAUAGGACAUUUGUCAUAUCCUGACUUCAGAUAUUUUGGCAGCUUGUGACAUCAGAUAAAUGUCAUUUAGGUUCAGUAGGGUUUGAUAUUUGUUUUCUUUCAGGCAGGAUAGUUCCAGUUUGCAAAAACCCUUCCACAGAUGCACACGCACGCACAAGAAGAUACCACACUCUUAGUCCUUUAAACACUCUAACCUUCACUCUGGGAGCAUCCUCCAUGGUACUCCACACACUAAUGCAUUAAAUACUAAUGAAUAAUAAAUGUAAAUAUCCAUGACAUACCACAUGAGAAAUAUCUAACUUUAUUUUAUUUGUAAGAUAAAAAUGUAAGACUUAACAGUAUGCAGCCCUGUGAACAAAAUGCAUGACUACAUGUUUAUAAUUUAUGGUUCGAAUGUGUCCGUUUUAUAUUUUGUGAAAGUUUACACUUUUUUAAUCCUGAAAGUAUUAAUUGAGUUUUUUUUUCUCUUUUGUUAAUAAAUGUUAUCACUAAAAAAAAAAAAAAAAAAAAAGAGUCAAAAAUGGAAUGAAAAUACUCACAUUGAUCGAUCAUGAUGCAUAAUUUGGGUUCUCAGUAGCUAAAGUUUUAUUUAUUUUUUAAACCCUCCUACUACUGAGUUUCAGAUACACAUAUGACACACUCAAGGUUUUUAUAGAGUUUCUAAAAA
This is a messenger RNA of Oreochromis niloticus (Nile tilapia), 4098 nucleotides long. RefSeq names its product mitogen-activated protein kinase kinase kinase 12 (gene map3k12). Gene Ontology annotation, cellular component: cytoplasm. The record is from RefSeq and is a predicted model, not a curated record. Gene Ontology annotation, biological process: JNK cascade; protein autophosphorylation. Gene Ontology annotation, molecular function: ATP binding; MAP kinase kinase kinase activity. NCBI's taxonomy places the organism in Eukaryota, Metazoa, Chordata, Actinopteri, Cichliformes, Cichlidae.